ACAAAGAAAAGAAAAGCAUAGCCCACUAGCGCCCUAUCCCUCCUUCUCUCCUUCCGUCCGUUGUACGGUCCCCGUCCGUUUCCCACAUUUUCCGCUUCCCCCCAUCCAUCCCUCCAUUAACUCGCCCCUCGAUUCCAGCCCCCAAGAAAAUCUCCCCAAACAAUUCAGAGAAGCAGAUCCCUAGUCCCCGAAUCCUACCUCGACUAUCCGGGUUCGCUCCCAACCAGCGCCAAUCUGCCGGCUCCGUCUCAGGCGGCCCCCGGCGCGGAGUCUUGGCUCGGGAGAUCCAGGGCCCCUUUUCUUGGGGUGUUCUCGGCUCAAAUCUUGCGGCUUCUGGGCAAUGUGAUUUGUCCCAGGGGCGAUUUUCCGGCGCAGUAGUUGCUGAAUCUUGCGAGGGGUUGCGAAGAUGGAACAUGUGAUCGGGGGAAAGUUUAAGCUGGGUAGGAAGAUUGGGAGCGGAUCUUUCGGGGAGCUGUAUCUUGGCGUCAACAUACAGAGCAGCGAGGAGGUGGCUAUCAAGUUGGAAUCUGUUAAAUCAAGGCAUCCUCAGCUUCAUUAUGAGUCAAAACUAUACAUGCUUCUGCAAGGAGGAACUGGGAUUCCUCAUCUGAAGUGGUUUGGAGUGGACGGGGAGUACAAUGUCAUGGUCAUUGAUCUUCUUGGUCCAAGUCUGGAAGACUUAUUCAACUAUUGCAACAGAAAAUUCACUCUUAAAACAGUACUUAUGCUUGCUGAUCAGAUGAUUGCUAGGGUAGAGUACAUGCACUUGAGGGGCUUUCUUCAUCGUGAUAUAAAGCCGGAUAACUUUCUUAUGGGUUUAGGCCGUAGAGCAAGCCAGGUUUACGUUAUUGAUUAUGGCCUCGCGAAGAAGUACCGGGACCUCCAAACUCAUAAGCACAUUCCAUACAGGGAGAACAAAAAUCUUACAGGAACAGCACGUUAUGCUAGUGUAAACACCCAUCUUGGAGUAGAACAAAGCAGGAGAGAUGAUUUAGAAUCUCUCGGUUAUGUUCUGAUGUAUUUCUUAAGAGGAAGCCUUCCUUGGCAAGGUCUGAAAGCUGGCACGAAAAAACAGAAGUACGACAAAAUUAGUGAAAAGAAAAUGUUAACCCCAGUUGAGGUUCUUUGUAAAUCUUAUCCAUCAGAGUUUGUUUCAUACUUCCAUUACUGCCGGUCUUUGCGAUUUGAAGAUAAACCAGAUUAUUCCUAUUUGAAGAAACUCUUCCGAGACCUAAUGAUCCGUGAAGGGUACCAGUCUGAUUAUAUAUUCGAUUGGACUGUAUCAAGGCAAGCAGCAGAGAAUAACAGAUUGCGACCAAGUGGAAGGACAGGUGGGUUGGUGGGACCAUCUGCAGAACGGGCUGAACGGACUUCAGCAAGACAGGAUGUUCCUGAUAGAUUCAGUGGUUCAGUGGAAACAUUUGCUAGAAGAACUGGCUCUGGUUCUGGCCAUCAUGGAGAAAGCACGAAGCACAGAACCCUAUUGGAUUCACUGCUGGCGCCCAAGAUGGCUGCUGAUUCGGAUAAAAGAAGGCCUACAUCAUCUCGGAAUGGCAGCACCUCGAGGAAAGCUCUCCUGUCAAGCAGCAGACCAAGUUCUGGAGAGCCCAGUGACCCAACACGCACUAGCCACCUAAUCCCAACCAGCAGUGGCAGCAGUCGCCCAUCAACCACUCAGAGGCUUCACCAAUCAACUGGGCUGGAGACCAGGUCCUCAUCGUUAUCGAAAACUGCGAGAAAUGUCCAUGAUGAUCCCAAUCUAAGGGCAUUUGAUCGCCUUACAAUUAGUGCAGACAGGAGGAAAUAAAGGUUUGAAAAGUAAAAAGAUGUCAAUUGCUGUUCUGAGCAAGGGCACUUAGAAUUGAUUCAGUUCCAGACGAUGCUCACUGAUCAGCAAGAUAAAUGUUAUCAUGGACACGACAUGCUGAGGAAUGCAUAAAUCGAAGAUGGCACGUGGGAUCUUGCAUAGAUGGUCGAUCGUGCUAAUUCGAUGUCUGUUCUUUCAAAUGGUUAAAGAAUACGUUUUACGCCAUUCUGAAGGGCCUGGAUAGGCUGCAUUGUUUGGCCGUGCUGGCCCAGUUGAUGUUAAUGUUGACUCCUGACAUUUGUAGAAAUGUUACUCAAAUAAAACAGUUCAUUGGACAUUCAAAA
Messenger RNA from Lolium perenne, 2151 nucleotides. Its product is annotated as casein kinase 1. The record is from RefSeq and is a predicted model, not a curated record. NCBI's taxonomy places the organism in Eukaryota, Viridiplantae, Streptophyta, Magnoliopsida, Poales, Poaceae. Gene Ontology annotation, molecular function: protein kinase activity; ATP binding. Gene Ontology annotation, biological process: protein phosphorylation.